This is a messenger RNA of Trematomus bernacchii (emerald rockcod), 4508 nucleotides long. It is a transcript of the gene eml3, whose product is annotated as EMAP like 3. Lineage: Eukaryota; Metazoa; Chordata; Actinopteri; Perciformes; Nototheniidae. The record is from RefSeq and is a predicted model, not a curated record. Gene Ontology annotation, cellular component: mitotic spindle. Gene Ontology annotation, biological process: microtubule cytoskeleton organization. Gene Ontology annotation, molecular function: microtubule binding.
UAAAAGCAACUUUGAUACAUCUUUUGACUUCCAUAACUCAUCUCUGCAUGGUGCCCUGAAGCGAAUAGCAUCAAGCUAGCCAUAAUGAGCUACACCACUUCCGGAGGGCAAGUUGAAUCUUUCCACAAGUGACGUCCUGUUUUAAAAAAACUACCCCCGUUUCCGGUGUUGUUGUUGCUUACCCCGGGAGUUUGACACUCGUCCCCAGAGUGUGACUGCUGACACUCCUCUCAGCAUGGAAAACACACCUCGGUCCAGGCUUCCCCUCUGAAGAAACCUUCCACAACUUAAACUUCGGAUUAUGGAUUCCUCCACAAACAGUUUGGACGAUGCGUCAGCAGACGGCAGCGCUGAGUUCCCAGACCGAGCUUCCGUGAUGGAGGUGCGUCUGCAGGCGCAGGAGGAUGAGAUCACGCUGCUGAAGUCCUCAUUGGCUGAUGCCCUGCGCAGGAUCCGCCUCCAUGACCAGCUUUUACCAUUACUGAAACAGCAGCUCAUUGCAGUGAACCCAGCUUCUGCUCGAGUGCUGAACCAGGUGUGCUGCUCAGACGGUUCCCCCGGCAGCAGGAAGCUGUCCUCCAGCUCAGCCUAUGACGUGACCCCACACCCUGCGACCAGCGAGCUGUCAGACAGCGUUGUGACCAAAGCCAACGGCCACAUAGGAAGCCCAGUGUCCCUGAAGCAAAGACCCAGAGCAGCCACACUGGACAGGUGGACCCAGACAGAGCCCCCCCUCCCUGGGCAGGACACUUGGCAGGACAGGGUCCCUCUCCACAGGCGAGUCCAGAGCCUGCAGCUGGAGGACGCCCUACCUUCAGGGCAGCCUGCGGUGGAGGGGACGCGGGCCAAGCUCCACCGGGUCCCCGGCUUGGAAGAGGAGGAUGAAGAGCAGGAGGAAGAUGAAGAAGGAGGGGAGCUGAGUUGGACGUCGUCAGUGGAGGAGCCCAUCCAGCCCACCACCAUCAGAGGCCUGCAGAGGGACGACUUCCAGGAUGGAAGCUGCUCUCCAGAGGAGCUAGGCUCUCCCUCAGGGUCGCUCAGAACCUCAGAGCAGAACCUCAGCGCCCCCCGCUCAGCCCCCCUCACCCCCAUCCACGAAGGAGAGAAGAAAAAGCUGGUUCGUAGGAACAGCGAAAAACUGGUAAACCCGGAGAAGCAGAGGAAACGUCUGGACAAGAAGGCAGCGUCCUCUGCAAACCUCCUCAUCCGCUCCUCCAGCCUGGAGAAUCGCGCGAAGGAGAUGGUCGCCAGUACAGGAUCCUCCCCCGGGUCCAGAAGAGGAACCUACAACCAAGAACAGUCGAUCAAAAUGUUCAUCCGGGGCCGGCCCAUAACCAUGUACAUCCCCUCCAACAUCCUGAACUAUGAAGACCUGAAGAUGGAGCCGCCCUCUGAGAGGCUGGAGCUGGACUGGGUCUAUGGCUACCGUGGUCGGGACUGCCGUGCCAACCUGUACUUCCUCCCGACGGGCGAGGCAGUGUACUUCAUCGCCUGUGUUGUUGUGCUCUACCACAUCAAGAACCGCACACAACGCCACUACACUAAUCACACAGACUGCGUCCGCUGUCUUACCCUCCACCCUGACAAGGUCCGUGUGGCGUCUGGACAGACAGCGGGGGUGGAUAAAGACGGCAAGCCCCUGCAGCCCUGUGUUUAUAUCUGGAACUCCACCACCCUGGACACCCUGCAGCAGAUCGGCCUGGGGACCUUCCAGAGGGGGGUGGGAUCCGUGGCAUUUUCCUUUGCUGACUCCGGAGCGUUCCUGUGUGUGAUUGACGACUCUAAUGAACACAUGAUGUCAGUGUGGGACUGCAGUAAGGGGACCAAGCAUGCAGAGGUCAAGAAUACCAACGAGGCUGUGUUCUCGGUGGAGUUUAACCUCAGCGACAGCUCCAACAUCAUCACCUGCGGGAAGUCCCACGUCUACUUCUGGACGCUCAGCGCAGGACAGUUCACCAAGAAGCAAGGCAUCUUCGGAAAACACAAGAAGCCGAAGUCAUCCAGUUGCUUUGUGUUCAGUCUGACCGGAGACGUUCUGACCGGAGACUCCGAGGGAAACAUACUGACGUGGGGAAAGUCAGCCGCAGACGUCAAAACGCUCGGAAAAGGAGCCAAAGAGACUUUGCAGAUCAUACGACAGACCCGCGCCCAUGAAGGCAGCGUGUUCACCCUGUGCACCCUGCAUGGGGGGGGUCUGCUCAGCGGGGGAGGGAAAGACCGUAAGAUCAUCCGCUGGAGUGCCGACCUGGCCCCCGAGAGAGAGUGUGAGAUUCCAGAAAACUACGGGGCAGUGCGUACCAUUGCAGAUGUUGAUGGGGAGGAACUAUUAGUUGGUACGACCCGUAAUGCCAUCCUCAGAGGCACCUUCUCAGACGGAUUUGUGGCCAUAGUGCAGGGUCAUGUAGACGAGAUGUGGGGGCUGGCUACACACCCCUCUCAGAACAUCUUCUUCACCUGCGGCCACGACAGGCAGGUGUGUUUGUGGAACACAGAGGAACACAAGCUGGACUGGUGCAUCACGCUGGAGGAGUAUGGGCUGUGUGCUGAUUUCUGCCCCAAUGGAUCAGUGGUUUCAGUCGGCCUCAACACAGGAAGGUGGCUGGCCCUCGACCUGCUGACCAGAGAGGUGGUCUUUGAGUCCACUGAUGGGAACGAGCAGCUGUCCGUCAUGAGAUACUCUCCAGAUGGAAGCUUUUUAGCUGUUGGCUCUCAUGACAACUUCAUCUACAUCUACAAUGUGACGGAGAGCGGCCGGCGCUACAUCCGCUCGGGGAAAUGUAAUGGUCACUCCAGCUUCAUAACUCACCUGGAUUGGUCCAAAGAUGGAAAGUACAUUAUGUCUAAUUCAGGCGACUACGAGAUCCUUUACUGGGACAUCGCAGCCGGCUGUAAACUGUUGAGGAAUCGCUUCGAGAGCAAAGACAGAGAAUGGGCCUCCUACACCUGUGUGCUGGGCUUCCAUGUGAUGGGUGUGUGGCUGGAGGGCUCUGACGGCACGGACAUCAACGCCCUGUGCCGCUCUCACAGUGAGAGGAUGGUGGCUGUGGCCGACGACUUCUGUAAGGUCCACCUCUUCCAGUACCCCUGCCCCAAACCCAAGGCACCGAGCCACAAGUACCGGGGCCACGGCAGCCACGUCACCAACGUGUGCUUCACCCACAGCGACUCCCACCUCCUCUCCAUGGGCGGGAAGGACACCUGCAUCCUCCAGUGGAGGGUGACGGGGGGCGGGGGGGUCGAGAGCAGGGAGAGACUGGCCUCGGUCUCGUCCACCUCCCCCUACACCAGCUCUCCGGAGCCCGGCACCAGCUAGGACGGCUAUGGGCUGUUAACAGUGACGGAGGGGGGGGUGUUUACACAGCCAGAGAGGCGUGAGAGUCAGCGGACAGCAGCCACACUUAGGGGCCUCCGCGGGGCCACAGCUGCCUCAGUUUCAUACAGAACAUGUAGAGCAGGGGUGUCCAAACUUCUUUCACUGAGGGCCACACGCAGAAAAAUAUACCAAGAGCUGAGAGGUGAGGUAAUUGCCUCAUAAGUAGAGUUAUAAGUUAGCAAAACCAAUCAAAUGUAGGUCAAUUAUUCUUAUUAAUUGAACAUGCUUAGAGAAAAAAAACAGCCUAUAUCACAGCUUUCCAUUAAUUAUUACCAUUUUGUUACAAAAAGGUUUGGCAGGUCUGAAGCCUCACAUUGAUCUCCCUGCACAGCCCUGUAUUGAAGGGGGGACAAUAAGGGAAAAUAUGAAGGGUAUAUUUCAAGCUUGUUAUUCAAAUAACUUAUUGGGGCUGCUUUUCUAUCAACUAAGAUUUGUUAGAACAAUUUAUCAACUUUAAAUGACUGAAUAUAUUGAGAAAUUGGGCUAAUUAACACAUGAAUACUGUGUUAUAUUUGUUUACAUAUAUUUAAGAAGUAUCAGGUAGGGGCCAUAUUCCAUUAGAAUGAGCUGAGGUCCAAUUAGAAAUGGACCCAGGGCCACAGUUGGGCCCCGGGCUGUAGUUUGGACACCCCUGAUGGAGGAAUGUUCACAUCACAUUUACACUCACUCCAUAAUCAUGUAAAUCCUCGUACACUGGACGGUUGUGACUCCUCCCUGAACACAGUCUGUGGGGAGGAUCAUCACGUGUGUUACAGAACACGGCUUCUACGGUGACAAACACUUUGGUUUCAGUGAACAUUCCUGCAUUUUAGUCCAUCUCAUUUAUCAAACUUACCAAAGUGCUGCAUCGUUUCCUACACAAUCGUGCCUUAAAGAUGUUUGCAUAAUGAUUUUACAUAUUUUGUAAUAUUUCAACCAGUGUUUGGUUGACAUCUCAGCUUAGCUAAUAUUGAAGACGCUUGCAUAAACAGACUGUGACAAACACCAUACCAAUCCUGACUAAUUAAUAUCUCUAACAGUAGAUCAGUACACUUGACAAAUGAUUACUUAAGUACAGUUUUAUAUAUUUAAGAGAACAUUGGGAAUACUGUGAUGUUGUACCUGCCAAGCUCCCAAUAAAUAACUGAAGACUGGA